AUGCAGAUUAACAAUUAUGUUGUCUUCUUCAUGGCUAAUAUUACUGGUGCGUCUUGUGUUCUUUCCUUAAUUCCCUUAAUAUCCUCUCUUCAGUUUGAGUUCUCUCGUUUUGACUCCGACCUAUCUGACAUAUCAUACCAAGGAGAUGCGACUCCUUUGCAAGGAGCCAUUGAAUUGAUUACUGUGGAUAAUUUUUAUAGAGUGGGAUGGGCCUCGUAUGCCCACAAGGUGCCAAUAUGGGAUCCAAAAACCGGUCAAACCUCCGAUUUCACUACCCAUUUCUCCUUCGUCAUAGACACACUUGGCGCUGAUUCUUACGGAGAUGGUCUUGCAUUCUUUCUUGCUCCCUUUGGUUCCCAGAUUCCUGCUAAUUCAGCAGGAAAUUACCUUGGCCUUCUUAACACCACGACGAUUAAGGAUACAUCUAGAAAUCAAAUUGUUGCAGUUGAAUUUGACACAACCUCCAGCGAUGCUUUUGAUCCUCAACACGAGCAUGUCGGUAUUGAUGUGAACACAUUGCAAUCGGUUACUACCUUGCCUUGGAAUGCAAGUAUGUAUACUGGAAAUGUGAUAGAUGUUUGGAUCACAUACAAUUCUUCAACUACAGAUUUAACUGUUAACUGGGCUAACAAAACUAAUCCCAAUUCAACUAUCUCUCACAAGGUGGACUUGAAGAAAGUUUUGCCACAAUGGGUAAUGGUCGGAGUUACAGCUUCCACUGGUUCAUUUAGACAGAAGCACAUUAUUCAAUCAUGGGAGUUCAGUUCAAGCUUGGAUAUCAAAGAACAAAGUGGAACACGAAGGCAUAUCAAAUUGAUCUUAGGUCUAUCAUUAUCCAUAGGUCCUCUUGUGAUUGGGAUAAUACUUGCAAUUACACUGAAAAAAACAAUAUGCAAGUCUAAAGAUGUCGAAGCCAAUUUGAUCACAUCUAUGAAUGAUGAUCUCGAAAGAGGGUUAGGGCCACACCCAUUCUCUUACGGUGAUCUUGCAUUGGCCACGAACAAUUUCUCAGAAGAACGCAAGCUCGGUGAAGGAGGUUUCGGGAGUGUUUACAAGGGCUACCUGAUUUCUCUGGACUUGCUAAUAGCCGUAAAGAAGAUUUCAAAAGCGUCCAAGCAAGGGAAGAAAGAGUAUGUGACUGAGGUAAAGGUCAUUAGCCAAUUAAGGCAUCGAAAUUUGGUACAACUCAUUGGUUGGUGCCACGAUCAUCAGGGUCAAUUCCUGCUUGUUUAUGAGUUCAUGCCAAACGGCAGUCUCGAUGUGCACCUUUUUGGAAAGAAAGUUGUGUUUAAUUGGGACACGAGGCAUAAGAUAGCUCUUGGUCUCGCGUCUGCGCUACUGUACCUUCAUGAAGAGUGGGAGCAAUGUGUUGUUCAUAGGGACAUAAAAUCAAGCAACAUAAUGUUAGAUUCGAACUUCAACGUCAAACUUGGAGACUUUGGAUUGGCGAGGCUUACAGAUCACGACCAUGGCCCAGAAACAACAGGGCUAGCCGGAACACUAGGUUACAUGGCACCUGAAUACCUAAGGACAGGCAGGGCGAGCAAAGAAUCCGAUGUUUAUAGUUUCGGAGUGGUGAUCUUAGAAAUUGUCACGGGGAGGCGGUGCAGGGACGCAAAGCUUGCAGAAUCCCAAAUGGGGUUGGUGGAAUGGGUUUGGGACUUGUAUGGAAAAGGAAAAAUUCUCGACACUAUAGAUAAAAGAAUGAAUCAAGAAUUUAAUGGUAAUGAAGUUGAAUGUUUAGUGAUUGUUGGCUUGUGGUGCGCUCACCCUGAUCAUACGUUGAGGCCAACCAUAAAACAAGCAACACAUGUUCUUCAUUUUGAUUUGUCGUUGCCUAAGCUUCCUCCAAAGAUGCCGACUUCGAUCUACUACCCGCAAACAGAAUUGAGCAAACCUUUGGUUACUUCUCAUGAGCCUUUGAUUACCUCUUCAAGCAUGCAAGUUGGGCGCUGA
Molecule: messenger RNA, 1956 nt
Organism: Impatiens glandulifera
Lineage: Eukaryota; Viridiplantae; Streptophyta; Magnoliopsida; Ericales; Balsaminaceae
Product: L-type lectin-domain containing receptor kinase IX.1-like
Exons: 1
Coding region: 1-1956 (651 amino acids)
Biological process (GO): protein phosphorylation
Cellular component (GO): plasma membrane
Molecular function (GO): ATP binding; carbohydrate binding; protein kinase activity
Source: RefSeq, a predicted model, not a curated record